ACCCCUAGCCCCCCAUAAUUUUCGUGUUUCUUGAGAAAAGCCAGGCACCGCCUCUCGACUCGGGAGUCGGUCCCCACUUUCUCCCGUUUUCUGUCGUCCGAUUUCACCAGCGAAACGAAGGGAUCUCCGCUUCUGAAUCGCUUCCGCGAUCUCUUCUCCCUGCAGAGGAGAUCAAUUCCCUGGAUUGCAGGAUGUUCUUCUCGGGGGAUGCAUCCACUCGGAGGAGAGUGGACUUGGGGGGACGGAGCUCGAAGGAGAGGGAUCGGCAGAUGCUAUUGGAGCAGACGCGACUCGAAAGGAAGCGCCGGUUAGGGUUACGGCAGCAGUCCAACGCUGCCAUCAAGAUCCAGAAAUGCUUCAGAGGGAGGAAGGCUGUUGAAAUGGCACGAUUAAAGGUGCGAGAACAAUUCUCCUCUACUUUUGGCGGCCAUUGUCAAAAGGCUGAUUGGCAUUGUUUUGGUCCCGAUUCAGAGUUUCUUCGCCAGAUGCUUUUCUUCUUUACUGCAAACAAUAAUGGUGAUGUCAGCAUCCUUCUGGAGGCAUGCCAACGAUUGCUCCAAUAUGUUGGACAUAAUGGGAGUAUUGUAAGUCUCUUUGCUGGCCCAGAUUACUCUUCAAAACAUUCUCUUGUGGAGCAUAGGGUUAAAAAACUUUCAUAUAUCUGUCUGCAAGCAGUAUACCAGAAUAGGAAUCAUUUGGCAAAUGAAAUUCUGAUGCCAUCCAAGUAUUCUACUAUGCCGACGAUCAUCUUGCUAGAAACGGUGGCUUGUUUAAUAAAUCCUGAACUUCCAUGGGCCUGCAAAGUUGUUGAUUAUCUCCUGCAGAGAAAAGUUUUCUCUUUGUUGCGUGGCAUGGUUCUAGCUGGUGUGAAGUCUUUAAUGCAGCAAAAUUUGAAGACUCCAGAGUCUCGUGGAAGUGCAUCUUCCUUGGAGCAUGUUCUUAUCCUCAUUGCUUCACAUGCUGGUCAGGAUCCAUGUUGUUGUUCGAGUGUUGAUCCACGAUGGAGUUUUUCCUCACAAAUUCUUACCAUUCCUUUCCUAUGGCAUCACCUACCAUACUUCAAGGAGGUUUUUUCAACCAGGGGACUAGGCAGAUAUUAUAUUCAUCAAAUGGCAUCAUGUUUGCCCAGUCAUGUUAGUGUCCUCCCGAAUGAUGCAUCACUUGAAUAUCCUGGUUAUGCCUGCCUGCUUGGAAAUUUACUCGAAGCUGCUGGUGUUGUUUUGUCUGAAAGAAACUGUGCUUUUAAUACGGCUGUAGACUUUGUAGCUGUUUCAACAUCUUUGUUGGAAGCAUUACCAACAGUAAAAUCAUCAGCUGGUGAAAAACCAGCUGACAAUGAUGUAACUGUGGAUGAAGAGUUCAAAGAAACUGUGAAUGCUGAUUUAGAAAGGCAGAUAUGCAGCGCAAUAGAUUCAUGCCUUCUUCAGAAUUUGGUGAAUGCUUUGUUUGGAGAAACAUUACACACUGGUAUUUCUGGUAGGGAUGAGCCCUCCGAUGAGGAAGUGGAAGCUAUAGGUGCUGUUUGUGCAUUCCUACAUGUUACAUUUAGUACUCUGCCUCUUGCCUUUGUGAUGACUGGACUAGCGUACAGAACUGAGCUUGUUCCUGUACUUUGGAAUUUUAUAAAAAGAUGCCAUGAGAAUCAAAGAUGGCCAGUAUUUUCUAAGCAAAUAGCGCAUUUACCUGGAGAUACUCCAGGUUGGCUGUUGCCUCUGGCUGUUUUCUGUCCUGUAUACAAGCAUAUGCUGAUGAUUGUCGAUAAUGAGGAGUUCUAUGAGCAGGAGAAACCACUCUCAUUGAAAGAUACCAGAUGUUUAAUUAUAAUCCUAAAGCAGGCCUUAUGGCAGCUUCUCUGGACAAUACCUACGCAUGCCUCUUCUCAAAAAAUUUCCACCAGUCUGUCCUCCAGCCAUAAGAAGCUUUCUGUGGAAAGUAUCCAAAAUAGAUCCAGGGAUGUGAUAUCCAAACUUCUGAGCCAGUUGCAAGAUUGGAAUAACAGAAGGCCAUUUGCACCUGGUAUUGAUUUCCAUUCUCAAGAAGCAAUGAGUGAAACUUUUGUUUCUCAAGCCAUACUUGGAAAUGCUCGAGCAUCUGAAAUAUUGAAACAAGCUCCAUUCUUGGUGCCAUUUACAAGCAGGGUCAGAAUAUUUACGUCAAUGCUAGCAGCAUCAAAAGAAAGAUAUGGACCUCAUCAUGCGUUACCAAGAAAUCAAUUCAAAAUAAGAAGAAAUCGAAUUCUUGAAGAUGCUUUCAAUCAGUUGAACAUGUUGUCUGAGGAAGAUCUUCGAGGACCGAUCCGAGUAACUUUUGUUAAUGAGUUUGGAGUAGAGGAGGCUGGAAUUGAUGGGGGUGGGAUUUUUAAAGAUUUUAUGGAGAACAUUACGCAAACAGCUUUCGAUGUGCAGUAUGGGCUGUUUAAGGAAACGGCCGAUCAUCUUCUAUAUCCAAACCCUGGAUCAGGACUAAUUCAUGAACAACAUCUUCAAUUUUUCCAUUUUCUUGGAAGUCUUCUUGGAAAGGCAAUGUAUGAAGGGAUUCUUGUUGACAUACCAUUUGCAACAUUUUUCUUGAGCAAAUUCAAACGAAAGCAUAACUACUUGCAUGACUUGCCUUCGCUUGAUCCAGAAUUGUAUCGGCAUCUUCUCUUUUUAAAGCAUUAUGAAGGUGAUAUUUCAGAACUUGAACUAUAUUUUGUUAUUGUAACCAAUGAAUAUGGAGAACAAAGAGAGGAGGAGCUACUUCCUGGUGGGAAAGAGAAACGUGUCACUAAUGAUAAUGUUAUUCAGUUUAUUCAUCUUAUUUCUAAUCAUCGACUAAAUUAUCAGAUUCGCCAUCAAAGUUCACAUUUUUUGCGGGGGUUUGAACAACUUAUUCAGAAAGAGUGGAUUGAAAUGUUCAAUGAACAUGAAAUUCAGCUUCUUAUAUCAGGCUCGCUAGAAAGCAUGGAUAUUGAUGAUCUACGCUCCAAUGCCCAUUAUAGUGGUGGCUAUCAUCCACAUCACCAUGUAAUUGAGAUGUUCUGGGAAGUACUCAAAAGCUUUUCUUUGGAGUAUCAGAAGAAAUUUCUUAAGUUUGUAACCGGAUGUUCUCGUGGACCACUUCUUGGAUUUAAGUAUCUUGAACCACAAUUCUGCAUACAGAGGGCUGCUCCUCUGAAUGUUUCUGAAGAGGAUCUUGAUCGUUUACCGACAUCAGCCACUUGCAUGAACCUGCUGAAGCUCCCACCAUAUAAAAAUAAAGAACAAAUGCAGACCAAAUUGAUGUAUGCGAUAAGUGCAGAUGCUGGUUUUGAUUUGAGUUGAUGAUCGCUGCUUGGAUCAAGGCUGUAUGUCUUUAGAUGAUUGUGCUGAUGACCCGGCCCAGUAGGGCCUUUUUCUUUUCCAUUGGAAUCUUCAUGGUCAGAUUAAGUGGCCAACAUACGGAACUUGUGGCAGGGCUGCAUCUUCAAGAGCUCAGAACAUGCAGAGACAAGCAAGUAAUGUGACGAACCUGUAAAUAUUUGAAAUAUUGAGACAAUUUACCAUGCAGGUGUACAGAUUUUUGGGUCCUGUGAAAUUGUAAUAUUUAAGAAUAGAUAUCGAAAUUUUAGAUGUUUCCUUGGCUCCAUUUGUAAAACUGAAACAAUACUUUAAUAUGUACUGAGUUUGCUCAUGGUACGAGACUGAGACUUGUAUAAUGUUAUCCUGAUCCUGCUCAAGUUUCCAAGUUCAAGGAAACAAAAAAAAUAACAAAAUAAUAAUAAUAAACAGACUUUUGGCUCUUUA
Messenger RNA from Elaeis guineensis (African oil palm), 3764 nucleotides. The record is from RefSeq and is a predicted model, not a curated record. NCBI's taxonomy places the organism in Eukaryota, Viridiplantae, Streptophyta, Magnoliopsida, Arecales, Arecaceae.